Messenger RNA from Aphis gossypii (cotton aphid), 5129 nucleotides. It is a transcript of the gene SMC2, whose product is annotated as structural maintenance of chromosomes protein 2. Gene Ontology annotation, molecular function: protein binding; ATP binding; ATP hydrolysis activity. The transcript has 3 exons. Bases 202 to 3708 code for a protein of 1168 amino acids. NCBI's taxonomy places the organism in Eukaryota, Metazoa, Arthropoda, Insecta, Hemiptera, Aphididae. Gene Ontology annotation, biological process: chromosome organization. The record is from RefSeq and is a predicted model, not a curated record. Gene Ontology annotation, cellular component: chromosome.
UAAAGGCAUUAUGGAUUUUAAGUUUUACCUAUGUUGAUAGACUUUAUACAUUUUAAAUUUGUUUUAUAUUCGUGUUCGUCGCCCGUCGGAAGUACUGAAAAGAAGUUUGUAAUAUAAUAUUUUGUUAUUAACAGUUACUCAGUUUUUGCUUUUGAUGUAAUGAUUUCGUUUUUCAUUAAUACGUCUACUUAAAAGUCUACAAUGCAUAUAAAAUCCUUGGUCAUUGACGGCUUUAAGUCCUAUGGAAAACGUGUGGAAUUGAAUGAUUUUGAUCCAGAAUUCAAUGCUAUUACUGGCUUAAACGGAACAGGAAAGUCAAAUAUUUUGGAUGCAAUAUGUUUUACUUUGGGCAUAUCUGCUAUGAACACUAUACGUGCUUCGACUAUGCAAGAUGUUAUUUAUAAAAGUGGACAGGCAGGAGUUCAUACAGCUACUGUUACUAUUACUUUUGACAAUAGAGAUAAAUCAAGAUCUGCUCCACAUUAUACACACAACGAUGAAAUUGUCAUAUCACGAGAAGUGGGAAUGGGUUCUAAAAAUACCUACAGGAUUAAUGGUCUUACUGUACCGGCUAAAAAAAUCAUGGACUUUUUUAAUUCUCUACAAAUGAAUGUCAACAAUCCUCAUUUCAUUAUUAUGCAAGGAAGAAUUACAAAAGUAUUAAACAUGAAACCUAUAGAAAUAUUGUCUAUGAUUGAAGAGGCUGCUGGCACUAACAUGUAUGAGUCUAAGAAAAGAAGUCUUGAAAUGACAGUGGGCAAGAAAGAUAACAAAUUAAAAGAAAUGCGAGAUGUUGCUGACGAAGAGAUUGUUCCAACUAUGGAGACUAUUGAAAAAGAAAAACAAAUGUUGGAAGAAUUAAAUAUGGUUCAUGGUCAGUUAAGAAUAUUAAAGGAAAAGCUUGAUAGUUGGAAUUAUGUACAAUUAAUGAAAAAAGUAAAUCAAUUUACUGAGGAACUAAAGAAACUAGAUGGUAUAAAACAGAAAAAAGAAGAAUUGAUUGAAGAAUCAAAAAAUCAGCUAAAAAGUAUGGAGGAAAAAUUAAAAGAAGAUGAGGAAUCACUAAAAAUAAAUGGUGGAAAUAAUUUGAAUGUAUUAAAAGUUAAACUUGAAGAAAAAGAAAAAGAAAAGGACAAUAUACAGCUUCAAGUAAAUGCAUGUAAUACAAAUAUAAAUAUUGAGGUUAAAAAAAUUAAAGAUUUGGAAAAACAAAUUAAUAAUAGUAAGAAAGGUUAUGAAGCAAAGAUAAAAGAGAUGGAUGACUUUAAUGAGAUGAAUGCAGGCGUAGAAGAAGAGAAUAAAAAGAAUACAAACGAUUUGGAUGAGAUUGAUAAAAAAAUACGAUCAUUAAAUUCAGGAAAUAUAUUUGGUGAUGAAGAUAAUGGUUCAGUGCAGGAAAAUAUUAAUAAAUAUAAUUUAGAAUUACAAAAUCAGCAGACAGAGAACCAACAGUGUGCAAUUAAAAUUGAUGGAUUAAAAAAAAAGUUAAAUGAACACUUAACUGGUGUGAAAGAAGCGCAAAAAACAUACAACCUACAAAUGUCUCAAUUAACAGCUAAAGAAAAAGAAUAUGAGAAAGUUAAAGAUGAAUAUAUAAAAGCUAGCGAAGCAUUAAAUCAACAUCAUAAUUUGAAAUCAAGUCGUGAUAAUUUACUCAGAGAAGUACGCAAUUUAAGUUCAAAAACUGAAUCGUUUGAAUCGAAUAAUCCGGGUUUAUUCUUUAGAUAUAAUGAUCCAAGGCCUAAUUUUGACCGACGUAAAGUGCAUGGUCUUAUUUGCCGUUUAUUUACACCUAUUGAUUUUAGAUUUGAACUGGCAUUAACAACUUUGGCUGGAGGUAAAUUAUACUUUAUUGUUGUUGAAGAUGAUACUGUUGGUAAAGAUAUUUUGGAAACUAAUAAGUUUCCAAAUCGUGUGAAUUUUAUACCUUUGAGCAAAAUUAAAUCUGAUAGUUUGGAUCCUAGAAUUAUUAGUAGAGCUCAGCAAAUUGGUGGAGCUGAUAAUGUUUUUCCUGCCAUGUCACUUAUUAAAUAUGACAAAAAACACUUAAAAGCUAUACAGUGGGUAUUUGGACAAGCAUUUAUAUGUACGACUAAGGGAAUUGCUGAAAAAGUUUGUUUUGACAACCGAGUUAAUAAGCAUUGUUUUACAUUAGAGGGUGAUCAUUUUAAUCCUUCUGGAAGUCUUACUGGUGGAGCAAAUACUCAAAGGCUUAUUUUACAGUCAAUAGCAAAACAAGAUGAAGUUUCAUUUGAGCUCCAAGCAAAAAAAGCCGAGUAUGAAAAGGUAGAUAGUAGCUUGCAAGCCAUGCAUAAUUUGCCAGAAAAGGUUGCGCAACUUAAAGAUCGACAAAUUUCUGUUCAAGAAGAGUUGGACAAAAUUAGAUCAGAUGUACAUUUAGGACAACCUCAUCAACAAGUUACUGAAUUUAAUAAAAUUAAUCAGCAAAUAGCAGAACUAGAGGCUAAGUUGGCCGAAGGCAAAGCUAAUGAAAAAAAUUUACAAAAAAAAAUUAAAGACUUGGAAAAUAAAAUGAAAAAUGCUGAAAAUAUUCUAAAAAAGCAGCUAAGUGAUGCAGAAAAAUCGAGAAAAAAUAUUUUGGAAAAAAUAAAAAAAAACAAAACAGAAUAUGAUAAAAAAAAAAAUAACUACAACAAAUUAGAACUUGAAAUUAAAGAUUUAACUAGUCAGAUGCAAGAAGAAGAAAACCAAUUGAUUGAGUUAAAUGUUGAGAAGAAGCAACUUGAAGAAAAGCUUCUCACGUUGAUGUCUGAAUUAAAAAUAGCUGAUGACAAAUGUAAGGAAGCAUCUAAAGAAUAUGAGGCUCAGAGAGAAAUUGCAAUGAAAAAUUCUAAUGAAAUUCAGCAACAUAAAUAUUUGUUAAAGAAAUUGAUUGAAGAAAUUUCAACUAAUGAAGUUAAUCUGGCUGAGCUUUCUUCAGAAAUUACUAAAAUGAAUAAUGGAUCAAUAGCUGCAAAAGAAAAAUUUAAGGAUAUUGAUAAAAGAUUGCCUGAUGAACAAAAACAAAUGGCACUUAAAAUGGAUUUUAUAAAUUUUAAAUCUGAGGAAUGCAAUCGGUCAGUUAAUGAACUGCAAACUAGAUAUGAUCAAUUAGCAAAAGUUGUUGAUCCAGGAAAAUUGAAUAACUUUCAUAAACAUAUUCAAGAGUAUAAGCGCCUUCAAAAAAAAUUGGAAACAAUUGUAAAGGAUAAAAUUAAAAUUAAUGAAAUAAUUGAAGAAUUAGAAGUAAAAAAACGUCUUCAUUUACAACACGCUUCAAAUCGCGUGAAUAUAGAAUUUGGAAAAAUAUUUAGUAGUGUAUUACCUGGUGCUCAAGCUUGUUUAAAACAAACAAACGAAGAAGACAUUACAGCCGGAUUAGAGAUUCGUGUUGCAUUUAAUGGACUAUGGAAAGAAAGCUUAGAAGAACUUAGUGGUGGGCAACGCUCUCUAGUUGCGCUGUCUUUAGUUUUGGCAAUGUUGCUUUUCAACCCAGUUCCUCUUUAUAUUUUGGAUGAAGUAGAUGCUGCUCUCGAUCUAUCCCACACACAAAAUAUAGGAAAAAUGUUGAAGCAACAUUUUAAACAAUCACAAUUUAUUGUAGUAUCACUAAAGGAUGGAAUGUUUAGUAAUGCUAAUGUAUUGUUUAGAACAAAAUUUGUAGACGGAUCUUCUGCAGUAACUAGAACUACUUGUAAUCAAACAUAAAUUUAAUAUAUAUAUAUAUUUUUUUAUUAUAUAAUAUUAUAAUGUAGUUGUCAAAUUAACAGUUGUAUCCAAUUUAAAUAGUAUAAAAAUAGUUUGACUUGUACCCAUUUGAUUUGUUCUAAAAUUGUAUUAAUAUGUUUAAUUUAAUUUGUAUAUUUUUGUAUUAAUUUUUUUUAUUACUAUCAUUACUUAAUAAGCAUUUGUUUAAAGUUUAAACAUUUUAAUUAAUAAACAUAAAUGUUUAUAAAUAUUUAUUUUUUAUAGUUAUAUAUAUUAUUCAUGUUUUGAUAUUUAAAAGUACAACUAUAAUAUUUUAGAAGAUGAUAGAUUUUUAUGUUAAGUUAUUUCAUACAAACUUUUUUUUUUGAAAUAAAUGGACAUAGUUAAUUUAUACUUAACUCUCUUUACACAAUGUUAAAUGCUUAUGUUACCAGAAUAGAUGAUAAUUCAGGAAUUGUUGUGAUAUCCUAGUCAUCUUUAACAAUGACUGGAAAGGAUAGGCAAUGUUGGAUAUUUCGUAGUUUUAUCAACAUUUCUGUAUUAUAUUAGACAAUGUUAUAAAUCCAUAUCAACAUUGCUUUAUUAGUGAUCGAUCUGAUUAUGAAACAUAGGUAGGUACCUAUAGGCUAUAGUAUAAAUGGAAAACUCUGUUAUAUGUUAUUAUUUUUAUUGCUUAAAACUAAUAAUAAAAUUGAAAAAUUAAAAAUUUUUGUGCUAUAUAACUGGUAUUGUUAUAGAAUAUAGACACAACCCGCAAGUGAUUGCUCAGUACAAAGUGCAAUAGUCAUGUUUAAUAACCUGUUUAAAAACGAAUUUGAAUGAAAUGCACAUACAAUUUAUUAUUAAUUAAAAAUAAACGAAUCAAUGAUUUUUUGAGAUUAAGAUUAUGAUUUAUCUUCAAUUAGUUUUUAUUUCUAAAAUAAUUCAAUCCUUAUUUAUUAAUUUAACAUAAAAAUACAAUGUUUAUUGGGUGGGGAUUUUCAAACAAAGUUAGUAUUAGUGGGUUAGAAAUUAAAAUAUUUCUCUGCAUCACCAGAAAUUGAGGUCAAUUUACAACACUGGACUGAAUGUCAUAUUUUCUGGUAAUAUAUUCAAGUUGUAUAUGUACAAUUAUGAACAUAAUAUAAUAAUAUUAUUUUCAAGUAUCAAAAAUUUUACAAUUUUUAAUUGUAGACCUUAGAAUUAAGUGGUUUUAUUGAAUAUUAAACAAGAAAACUAAUGUCUCAAACUUAUUUUUUUUAGUAAAUUGUGUUGUUUAUGCUUUAAUACACUGAUGAUCCAUUAAAUUUUAAUGGCUUAAUAUUAAAUGUAAAAUAAUAACUUUCAGAUUUUCAGUUGUACAUAUGUUAUGUUUACAUUGUAAAAUGUCAAUAUUCUAAAUUGUACAAAACAUUUUAGAAAUAUAAGAUUAAUGCACAACA